GAUGAUUUCACUUUCUGUUUUGGGUUAACUGAAAGUGAAAGAGAACUGUCAGAUUCCUACUCCACAUUAGUCUCCUGCUGUUCGUGGGUCUUUGUUCAACAUUUUUCGUGUCGAUGGAUAACAAGGAGGCAACGCACACCUGCGGCCAAUGCCUCAAAGAGGUCGCAGAGGCCAACUUCGCUCUGCAUGAGACGCACUGCAGCCGCUUCUUAUGUCUCUGUCCGGACUGUGGUGAGGCAGUUCCCAGAGAGCAGCUGGACCAACACAGAGAGGAGGAGCACUCUCAGACCAGAUGCAAGAAGUGCAACCAGAAGAUGGAACGCUGUCAGCUGAAGGAUCACGAGUCUGAUGAGUGUGUGCAGCGGCUGCAGACCUGUCACUUCUGUGACCUGGAGCUGCCGCAGUGGGAGCUGGACCAGCACUGCCUGGCCUGCGGGAGUCGCACCGAGCUCUGCUGCGACUGCAGCCGCUACGUCCGACUGAAGGACCAGCAGGAGCACCACCGGACCUGCUUGGCCACGAACAAUAAUAUCACAAGUUCUCAAACCACCAGCGCUCCACCAAACCAGGCCAAAGAAACAGCUAUCUGUGAUGGAUGCAUGGCAUCCUUUCCAGCUGAAGACAUAGAGAAACAUGAGCUGGAGUGUGUCCCAGCAUCCAGGCGGGACGACUCUGGAGGGUCGGAGCCAGAGGAGGAGGGGGAGAGGGACGAGGAGGAGCUAAGCAGCCUCUAUAAGGCAGCCUCCCUGUCAGACAGACCCCACAGGCCACUGGGUUUCUGGGGUGAAGGAGGAGAUCCAGACCAGCUCAACACCUGCCCCCACUGUCACCUGGUCCUGCCGCUCGUCACGCUACGGUGGCAUGAGGCAAAGUGCCAAAUCUUCACGUACUUGAAAGAAAAGGGAGAAGAAGGGAAAGAUGCUUCAGAGAUCUCUGAUCAAUAUGUCAUGAGUAAAAAAUGAGUAUUUGGGUUCCUGAUGAAUGCAACUUCAUUAUAGAUUUUCUUCUGUUUAUGUUAAUUUCGAGGAUUACAUUUUGGUUUUUGCUACAGUUGACCUUUAAGGUUGUGUUUGCCUAAAAGAGACGUUGGUUCAAAAUAUUAUACGCUGUGUCUAAGCACAACUUAAGUUAUGUUAAAAAAAACAAAUGCAGCUACUGAACUGUGACGCUUACUGCCAGUGAAGAGACUGUUCUAACUGCUUUAACUGCUGCUAAAGUAGUAAUAACUAUUGAAACAUACAAAGUUUUACGUGUCAAAAUAAGCACUUGAUUUCAAUCACACACAGUAUAUGAAAACAUAUAGUGAGAAACUGACGUAAAGAUCUCUUGAGGAAGCUAUUCGUGUACUUCAGGGUAAGGGGGAAAUAUCUGAUUAAACUAAUGUAACUGAGAUUAUUGGCAUUAGAUGUUAUUUGAGUUACAUUAUACAAUGCAGUGACGUGUCAUUUUAUUCGGGUUUUCGUGGGCGAAACAAUAGCUACACCUGACAGCGACUUUGUGCAAUUACUUUGUAAUAAAUCAUCUGCACAUGAGAACUGGUGUGUGUGGUCCAACCCAUUAUAA
This is a messenger RNA of Scophthalmus maximus (turbot), 1563 nucleotides long. RefSeq names its product XIAP associated factor 1 (gene xaf1). The record is from RefSeq and is a predicted model, not a curated record. Gene Ontology annotation, biological process: apoptotic process. The transcript is spliced from 7 exons. The coding region runs from base 114 to 962 and encodes 282 amino acids. NCBI's taxonomy places the organism in Eukaryota, Metazoa, Chordata, Actinopteri, Pleuronectiformes, Scophthalmidae. Gene Ontology annotation, molecular function: zinc ion binding.